This is a messenger RNA of Protopterus annectens (West African lungfish), 684 nucleotides long. RefSeq names its product prefoldin subunit 1 (gene PFDN1). Gene Ontology annotation, cellular component: prefoldin complex; cytoplasm. The coding region runs from base 58 to 426 and encodes 122 amino acids. Gene Ontology annotation, biological process: protein folding. Gene Ontology annotation, molecular function: protein folding chaperone. The record is from RefSeq and is a predicted model, not a curated record. The transcript has 4 exons. Lineage: Eukaryota; Metazoa; Chordata; Ceratodontiformes; Protopteridae.
UUCUCAAAAGCUGAUUGGAAGGUUUCUAUUUUUGCACGUGUGCAGUAGGAAUUCAACAUGGCAGCCCCCGUAGAUAUGGAAUUGAAGAAGGCUUUUGCAGAACUGCAGGCCAAAAUGAUUGACACCCAGCAGAAGGUCAAGCUAGCUGAUAUUCAGAUUGAACAAAUGAACAGAACUAAGAAGCAUGCCAAGCUUACAGAUUCAGAAAUCCUGACAUUGCCAGAUGAGACCCGAAUGUAUGAAGGCAUAGGAAGGAUGUUUAUUCUACAGUCUAAGCGUUUGAUUCAUAAACAGCUUGUGGAAAAGCAGAAGGUAGCAGAUGGAAAAAUUAAAGAACUUGAGCAGCGGAAGGCAUAUCUGGAGCGUAGUGUAAAGGAGGCUGAAGAUAAUAUCAGAGAGAUGCUAGCUGCAAGAAGGUCACAGUGAAAUAAAGCUGUGCCCAUUUGAAGCUGUACACGACUACUGUUUGGUUAUGAAUUACAUUUCUUUAUUAAUAAAAAGAAUGAAAUGGAACUGCACAGUGACAUUUUUGUAUGAAUUACAAAUAAGCCUUUUUCAUUUGCAUAUUUGUCAUACUGUAUUUGCGUAUUUCUCAUACUGUAAACAGUAUUUACGUUUUUACCAAUAAUUAAGGUACUGCAUACCUUCAUAAAUAAACAUUAAAUGCUGAAUGCCUCAGAUGAA